This is a messenger RNA of Mya arenaria, 2030 nucleotides long. RefSeq lists its product as uncharacterized. Lineage: Eukaryota; Metazoa; Mollusca; Bivalvia; Myida; Myidae. The coding region runs from base 197 to 1165 and encodes 322 amino acids. The transcript has 7 exons. The record is from RefSeq and is a predicted model, not a curated record.
GACCAAACAGUUUAAGAUAUACUACAGGAAAAUCGGAUUACCUUUCAUCGAAGGUCAGCCUGAGUGGGCGAUGUACCCUUAUAAUAAUAUACUUGCGCAUCUCUUGAGCAACGCACUAUCUUGUUAAGGACAUCGAGGGACGCAAGCUUUAACGGACUAAAUGUGCACUUAAAGACAAGAGUAUCCACUAGACAUCAUGGCAUCAUUACCGAAGAUAGGUUCAGACGUAAUGAAACUACUGGAGACAGCUCCUUAUGUGGUCGAGUUGGACGUAUACUCCGGCCGUCCGAAUCCAAUUGUGGCAGUUCACAACGAGGAUGAAAUGGCACCUUUCAAAGAUCACCUUGCUUUUCAAGGCAGAAUGACAAGUCUCAGUGAUUCAUUGGGAUACAGAGGUUUUAAAGUUCAUAAGCGAACACCUUUGGUGAUGGCAAGUCAGGCAGGACAAACUACAAAAACCGCUUCACAAAUUGGGUCACACAUGAUGACAAUCGGAAAGGGGACCAAUGCUGAGCUCGAGAAGUUACUGCUUAAGAAAUUCUCUGGCCUUGACGAAACCUUGAUAACGCAUAUCACGACGGCUCAGCAACCUGGGAUGGAGGUUGGUGGCGGUGGUCGCGGUCGUGACGUUGGUGUCGGCGGUGGUGGUCGUGACGUUGGUGUCGGUGGUGGCGGUCCCGGUAUCGUAGUUGAUCAAGAUUUGUAUCAGAUGCCCGCUUAUAACCCCUCGCCAUGGAAUGAUGAUGAACACGUACUCGAACACAACAACUGUUACAACUAUGCGACAAACAAAGUGACAAACACUUUCGCACAGCCAGGACGUGCAAGUCACUAUAAGCCCGUUGGUCCUAUAAAAGCAGAUGUCGUUCGUAAGGAAUGUUACAGCGAUGGUUACAAGAAACGACAAGAUGGAGGACAGCCCUCUAAAAAUCAAAACACUGGUCCCGUUGCCUUGGUAUUCUGGCCAAAUGCAGACGGUUCUAUGCAUGAUUUUCACUUUUUCCGCAUGGACAGCAAUAAAAUGUGGUCGCAUAAGCCAGGUAGUACAAAAGUUAAAAAUACUGAUAACGCUAGACAACUCAUCAAUGACCCGCAAACGGCAGCCAUUUCGCCAUAUGACUUUGUUUGUUACCUGGGAAACAACGCUAAAGUCAACAUCAACUAACUGGAAAUAGUGAAAACAAACAAAACAAGAGGAUGUUCCUCAAGAUUUUAUUGUUUUUGUUUUAUUUUAAUAUUCUGUAACUUUUUUAUUGAGGUGUUUUUAUGUAGUUAUUGUAAUUUAAUAACGAUUUGUACUCUUAAUUCUUCAAAAUGUUAGUUUAACAUUCGUCUUCGAGCGGCUGGUCAAGCCCGUCCAUAUUUAGUGGCAAUGCAAUACAACAAGAUAAUCUGUCUUUCAUCGACAGACAUAUCAUGGUAACGUAACAACCAGCCAAAUGCAUUUGGUUUGGUAGUUCUAUGUUUAGGACGCAUUUGUUAUUUGAAAAGUACGUCGGAAGAACUAAUGUAUUUUAAAGGGAAUAACCAGCGAUUUUGUACUACUUCUUAAAUAUUAUAAACUUCUUGUAUAAAAAUUUACAUGGAGUUAUUUUUUGUACAUAGGGUCAAAUAAGGGAGAAAAACACAAUAUUUAUUUGUCGGCACAGUGAAUUAUCUAUGAAUUUACUUAUGUACUUUGGUAUGUAGAGAAAUAUAAUUAUAUAUGUUAAUCGUCGGACAUUUUGGAAGUAGGCAUAACUCUUUGGUUCACUAUUACCGUGGUAAAAUUGACAGGUAACAUAUUGCGUUCUCGAAUACACAAAAUUUGUCAAUUUAUGUUACCUGAAGAAUCCUUAAUUAUGCCCGAUAUCAAAGGAUAUGUUGGUAGUGCUGACGAUGAGAAUAAUUUAACACAUUUAUGUUGAAAAACCUCGCAUAGAAUUACCUGAGACAAAAAGAGUGAUACAAUAUGUUUUUAUCCACGUAUGAAUGUAUGCACAUGUUCAUCAUAUUAUUAUCUAGUAUAAUAAACGGAGACAAAAUUGAAA